UUACGUGAUUUAAUGCGAUCACACAUCAGAACUAUUGCUUUCCUGCGUUGCACCUAGAAAAUUCCUGUAUUAAGCAUUUAAAAUCAUUAAAAAUCGUGUCUGUAGAUCAGUCACUUCAAUCUCACAUCGUUGCAAAAAUGCCAGCUGUUCCGGGAAGCAUGUAUGGACAGAACCAACAGCCGUCCUGUUUCGAUCGGAUGAAAACAGGAUUUACCAUCGGUUUCUGCGUAGGAAUGGCCAGCGGUGCAUUGUUUGGUGGAUUUUCUGCUUUGAGAUACGGACUACGAGGGCGUGAGUUGAUCAACAACGUCGGCAAAACCAUGAUCCAAGGUGGCGGCACAUUCGGCACCUUCAUGGCAAUUGGAACCGGAAUUAGAUGUUAAAUUACUUUAAAUAAUAUGUUAACGAAACCAAUUAUAAACCAACAACCAAAGGAAAGGAGCAUGUCAACAGCAAUAAAACAAUGUUCUACUCACCUUCGUGGGCAGUUUCCUCCGUGAAA
Ochlerotatus camptorhynchus is the source of this 502-nucleotide messenger RNA. Its product is annotated as reactive oxygen species modulator 1-like. Gene Ontology annotation, biological process: protein insertion into mitochondrial inner membrane; protein import into mitochondrial matrix. The transcript is spliced from 2 exons. The record is from RefSeq and is a predicted model, not a curated record. NCBI's taxonomy places the organism in Eukaryota, Metazoa, Arthropoda, Insecta, Diptera, Culicidae. Gene Ontology annotation, cellular component: TIM23 mitochondrial import inner membrane translocase complex. Bases 138 to 383 code for a protein of 81 amino acids.